Messenger RNA from Anguilla rostrata (American eel), 1846 nucleotides. RefSeq names its product HSPA (heat shock 70kDa) binding protein, cytoplasmic cochaperone 1 (gene hspbp1). Gene Ontology annotation, molecular function: adenyl-nucleotide exchange factor activity. The record is from RefSeq and is a predicted model, not a curated record. The coding region runs from base 261 to 1538 and encodes 425 amino acids. Gene Ontology annotation, cellular component: endoplasmic reticulum. The transcript is spliced from 8 exons. NCBI's taxonomy places the organism in Eukaryota, Metazoa, Chordata, Actinopteri, Anguilliformes, Anguillidae.
AGGAUAUUCAGAAGACUGCCAGUCUGAGGAAUGCUAUUUUUUAGUGCCAUCAUUAGUUCAGUCCAAUAGCUUAUUUUCCUGUUGGUUAUGUGUGCGAACCUUCAUUCGCACCUUCGAGUAAGCCAUGCUUGUUUGCUGCUUUACAUAAUCGCCCUCACGAUUAUAUAUAUUUUGUGAUACGCCUCCGGAACGUAGAAUGUCAAUGGGUGAAGUCGUUCAUAGUUUACUGCUUGGUUGCUCCGAAUGUUGCUACGAGCGUGAUGGCUGAGGGUGAAGGUAACAGGCAACACCCUCGUAACCUACAGGGGAUCUUGCGAAUGGCUGUGGAGGCAGGCUCUGCCGCUGACGGAACUGCCCCCAGUGAACCCAUGUCAGAGGAGAGAAAAGAGUGGCUGAGGGCCGCCAUGGCGGAGGUGUGCCGGGGACAGAAAGACGAGGUGGAGCAGAUGAAGGAGUGCCUGGCCAUCCUCCGCCGAGAGGAGGCGAAGGGAACGGAAGGGGACGAGGAGGAGGAGGACGAGGAGGAGGAGGAAGACGAGGCGACGGAAGACGCUCUGGAGUUGCUCUCCGAGCUCUGCGAGAACCUGGACAACGCCAGAGAUUUCAUGGUGCUGGGGGGGCUGGACCUGUGCCUGUCCCGAUGCCUGGCGCACCCGCAGGGUGGGGUCCGGUGGAGGGCCGCCCAGCUCCUGGCCUCCUGCGCUCAGAACAUGCCGGAAGUCCAGUGCCACCUGCUGGACCGGGAGGCCCUGACCAGGCUGCUCCGGCUGACCGACGCCGACCCCCAGCCCGCCGUCCGGGUGAAGGCCCUCUACGCCGUGUCCUGCCUGGUGCGCGAGCAGGAAACUGGCCUCAAGCUCUUCCUGUCUCUGGACGGGUUCUCGGUGCUGAUGCGGGGGAUGCAGUCGGACAACGAGAAGCUCCGGACCAAGUCCGCCUUCCUGCUGCUCAACCUGCUGACCGCUCACCCAGAGCACAGAGACACAGUGCUGUCUAUGGGGAUGGUGCAGCAGCUGGUGUCCAUUCUGCGAACUCCCCAUUCCCCCUUCCAUGAGCACGUGCUAGGAACUCUCUGCUGUCUGGUGGACGGGUGCAGCCAGGGGCUGAAGGACUGCCGCAGCCCCGACCUGGGCCUGGAGGAGCUGCUCAAGAGGAAAGCCCAGGAGCUGCAGGGCAAGGAGGAGAGCCAGCUCCAGCACACCGACCGGCCUCACCUUCUUUCUCCCCACACCGCCGCAGGAGGAGCUGGAGUUCUGCGAGCGUCUACUGGCCGCUUGUUUCCGGGGCCAGCGCCACGACGACAACGGAAUGGACCGCUGAAACCCCCCAUUGGUCUUACCCCUGCGUCUGCCUUGCCGUCAUUGGCCCCGGACAAUUCCAAGGAUUUGGAAAUCAUUAAAAACGGCCGUCGGUCAUCAGUCUAUCUCCAUUACGUAGACAGCCGUUUGACCUUACUGACAUCAAUUUAUUCUGAUUGGCUGAAAAUCCUUCUGCGACCUGCCCGGCUUAUGGAUAUUUUAUUCAGGACUGUAUAUUGACCGUAGUUACCUUUCUGAGCUCCUUGAUGAACCCUCCAUUUGCAUUCAGAUGACUCUCUGGAACAUAAUGUGUCAUUUUCAUUUUGCAGUUUUGUAAGGAUGGGGUAAUGCGUUCUCCGAUGGUUCUGGCUUGGAGCGAAAUUUAGAGCAUCAAAUUUUUUUUUGUUUAUUUUUAUUUAUCUGUGGAGAAAGCUGUAAAGAGUGAAGUCCGAAGUCUACGGAAUUAUGACAGUGUUUCGAAUGCGAUUAAUGCUCUGGAUUGCCUCAUCCAAAGUUUGAAAGAAUAAAUGUUUUUAUAAAUGCUUAAA